Messenger RNA from Drosophila elegans, 5272 nucleotides. RefSeq lists its product as uncharacterized. Lineage: Eukaryota; Metazoa; Arthropoda; Insecta; Diptera; Drosophilidae. The transcript is spliced from 3 exons. The coding region runs from base 189 to 1790 and encodes 533 amino acids. The record is from RefSeq and is a predicted model, not a curated record.
CGCUGGCCAGCAACUUUCAGUUUCAGUCUCUCCGUUUUUCUAAGAGCCCAAACGCUGCGGAUGCCGCUGGCUGGCUGGCUGACUGGCUUCUUCAAAGUGGCCGACGAGGCAGGAGCGAAAUAAAAAUUGGAACAGCUCCGCAAGUGGAGUUUCUGAGUGCGAGGAGCCACAGAGGAACCGCAGACAGCAUGAGGCUCACGUUGGCCUGGCUCAGCGUCUGCCUGGCGAUUUAUUGCGGCGGUGGCCAUGGCCAUGGCAAUGUGGUCCUAUCUUUGCCACCAUCGCUUAUCGCCUCGGCCACGAAGGCGGCCUUGAGCCACCAACAACGGCAGCAGCAGCAUCAGCAGCAUCAGCAGAAAAAGGAUGCACGCGUCCUGUUUGACAGCCCCAGCGAUGCACUGCGCGAUAUGCUGCACACCGGCCCCAUGAAUUCAGCGAAAUUCAGCCUGCCCGACGUGAAUGUGGAUGUGGAGCAGCAGCCGCAGACGUCUGACGAUUUUAAUCGAAACGCAGAUGAUUUAGGGGCCAGGCAAUCAGCGCCGCAGGAAAUGGCAAUGCGAAUGGGACUGGGAAUGGGACCGGGACUGGGGCCCAACUAUCGAACCACGCCCCCUCACCGGUAUUGGGGCAAUCGUUGCCAGAGCCGAACUGGUGCAUCGGUCAAGUGUCCGCAGGAAUACUAUCGCACCAUGCUGGCGGCCAGGAACAAAGAGGCUCUUGCCCGCCUCCACUUGCAGCUCAGUUCGAUGCAGGAUUCUGACUCAGAAACUAGCUCCUCCAAUUCUGAGGAGGAGGUGGACGACGAGGAUCAGAGCAACAAUGAGGUCUUUAUGCUACUAACCGGCGAACAGGAUCUGAUCAAGUUCCUGCACUGGGCCAUGCAGCUUCUGUAUCCCAUUCGGAGUCCUUCGGGCAAUCUGAGUGAUGGCGCCGCCGAUAGCUACUACCCCGGAAUGUUUCUCUGGAAGAAGCUGAACCUGUCCGGUCAUUUGGAACCACCACUAAUCGUGGAUGAACCUCAAUACGUGUUAGUAAGAAGGGAGAAGCUCUUCGAUGGCUACCAUUUGGGAGAAGAGAUGAGCAAGGAGAGCGACCCAUUUAUACCGCCUCGAGGCCGCAAGCACAACUCGCCGGAUCUGGACGCCCUGAUGAACCGGUACGAGCCCUUCGUGCCGAAUCGCGGCAAGCGCGACAAGGUCAAGGAUCUGUUCAAGUAUGACGACCUGUUCUAUCCGCACCGCGGCAAGAAGCACCGCAACCUCUUCCAAGUGGACGAUCCCUUCUUCGCCACCCGGGGCAAGAAGCUGCAGCUCCGGGAUCUUUAUAAAGCCGACGAUCCAUUCGUUCCGAAUCGCGGCAAGCGGCAACUGACAGGGAAAACCGCGGAGCGGGUGGCGGGAAAUGGAAAAUGGCCAGAGCCUGACAGCGACAACAACUGGCCGCAAAGAAUGUCAACGCAUAAAAUUAAUGGUUACGAUCAAUCAGUCAGGCCAUCACUGUCAAUGGAGGAUGCUGCUUCUUGGCGACUGCCCGCUAAUAGAUUGCACUCGACAAGAUCAAUGUCAGCCGAUCAGCAGCAGCAGCAAUUGCUGUUGCCCCAUGUCCGCCUCAUUGGCAAUCCGAACAUGCGCCAAGUGCAGGUGAAAACAUCAUCUUGGCCGGCAGAAGAACGCCUCCGGAGAUCCAUCCUGCCCCGGGGCGCCCAAAACGAUGCCCACGAGACACAAUUAACGCAAUCGCACCCGGCUAAUCCCCAUUUGGACACCGAUUCCGACAAUUUGAACAUUUAAAUGCGGCGAGCGAUUUUCGGCUUCGGUUUGGUUUCGGUUUUUUCUGUUUUUCAGUUUUCGGCUUGGGGCACCAUUUUCCUCGACUCAUGUAGACAGAACUAUAUGGCACACAAUAAAGUACAGCAUGCAAUUGAUUUUGAGAGAAAUCGAAUCGAAACGUAGCGAAUUGAAGGUUACGCUGGUCAGUUGCCCUUGGGACGCCUUUCAAGAACUGCACUGGCAUAAAAUCUAUAAGAAAACGCUAUUUGAAUGGAGAACUUGAGUUGUUGAUAACAUUUUUAUUAUUAGGCAUUCGGAUUACGAAUUACGUGCUAUUACCAUUGCAAUCACAAUUGCGGUUCUUUAUCUUAUCUUUAAAUUUUUGAUUAAAACAAGGAACUGAAAGAAAGAAUGGUCUCGAUAGCAUUUACUUUAAAUUUUAUCAAGCCUUUUAUCAGUUAUCAAUUUGCUUAGAUAUCAUUAAAUUAAUUAUUUAUGGUAAGUAGUAGAAACCAAGAAUUGUUUCAUUGAGCACGUAAAUGUAUCUAUAGAUUUUAUAACCUUUGUUUUGACCAACUCUGGUGACAUAUAUUUUUCCCCGUGUGUUCUGCGAAGGUCUCGCCUCGUUGCCCUUGGCGAUGUUGCUGCAGCGCGAGUACUGCCUAUUUUAAUUGUAUUCAUUGGUUAAUUUAUCGCUAAAUGCAAUCAGCAUUGUGCCGGGCUGCGAGUCUAGACUCCGUUGGAGCCGCAGAAAGGCAGCUGCAGACAGGCGGGCGUGGCACGCAGUUGAUGCCACGGCGGCGAUAUACAGGCAAGAUUGUAGAACAACAACUAGCAAGCAACAACUCGGGCAACAGCUGCUGUUCGACGGCAAAGGUCAAAAUAAAUAAGGGCCAUGUAAUCCCCAAAACGCACAUCAAUCACACGAGUUUAGCUUAUUAGCCAAGCACUGAACCUUAAAAAAAGGGAGAUACAGUGAUUUUUAAAGCCACUGUGAACUGAAAUUUUCCACUUCAACCGAUUCCUGACAUUGACAUUGACCACAUCGACAUCAACGUCAAAAUAUUUGGUAAGCCAGCGGACCAGCUCGCUUUGUUUUUGAACAAAUGACCAUUGAAGGUCAUAGCCAGAUCCAAAAACGGGCAACAACAAAUUGGUUAAAUAAUACCCAUAUGCUCUUCCAUCUCCAUCUCGUUUUGGCCUUUUUUUUUUGUUUUUUUGGUUUCUGGUAGCCUGACGUCCGAGCGAUCGGUCUAAAAUCCCCCGAAGAUCAUUAUAAUUUCAAUGGCACUUCAUAUGGAGUGUGUAUAUGCAUAUAUAUGUAUGUACCUAUGUUUGGUUAGAAGAAUGCAAGCAGACCAUAAAUACUACACAUUUUCUUUCCGUUCAACUCUCGGCUGGGCAAUGACACUUGAAGUGGUCAAUUGUCGGUUGUCUCACGUGCAGCUUUUCAGAGGCAAAGGUAGAGCAAUGCGUACAUCGGAGGGCCCAGUUUGAGUUAGGUAAGCUUAGUGCUAAACAGCUGUGACAGCUUCAGAAGAAAUCCCACAGAAGCACUCGCAUACCAUUCUUACAUAACUCAAAACAGAAACCUUUAAAUACAACAUUUAUGAACAGGCCUUAUUGGUUAACAAUUAUGUGUAGGUAGCUUAAAUGUCAGUUAGGGUGUAGUUCUUUUUCAAUUUGUAAAUAAAUGUCUUUAAAAGUUAAUUGAUUUUAGUCUGGGUAGCUUGAUGACUCGGUCUGUGGGUUGAUGCUCAAUCAAUUACUGAAAUUCUUUUAUUAUUUUAACUAUUUAAGGAAAGGCAUAUUGUUUUUAUGGUUAACCUAGAAUAUAUUAUUGAAUGGAACAAAAUUGCUUUAAAAUAAUUGUAUUAUGUUAAUUAAAGGCAGGUAUGAAUCUAAAGAUUAUAAUAAUUGCCUUGAAACUAUAAUUUUAAUAAACAAUUGUUCUAAUCCUUUUCAUUGUUGAUUAGAAAUUAUACGUCUUCACCAAAACUAUUACAUUAGUCAUGCCAUGAUUAAAAAAAAUUGAUUUUCAUUGGCUUUAAAAACUGAAAAACUCCAAAGGAGCAGGCUACUUUGUGUCACAUUUGGCGAGCGGCUAGAGAAAAAGAAAGUCCGGGCUCAGAAGAGCAGUCACACAAAACGCGAUUCGCAGUUGUGAGCUUCGAUUCGGCAUCAGCAAACUGGCUCAAUUUCUGUGGCCAAGGCCUUUUGGUGGCUGCUGAUUUGCUUGUCGGAAAAUAUCAACGCAUUGUCAGCGAGCCGAACUUGACAACUGGCAACAUGCAAUGCUGCAACAUUGCUAAGCUGCAGCAGUGCAACAGUGCGACACUGCAGCAUGGCAAACUCUGCAACUGCAAUUGUAACGCGAUCAGCAUGAGUAGCUGGCAGCCUGUGACAGCGGCUUAAUUGCUGUCUGCAAUUAUGAUUGCUGCCGGGGGUGAAAUUGUAGAAGUCUUCGCUUCACUUUCGUUUCGAAGCAGAAGCACCAACUUAUCAGCUUCUCACACAGUGAUUUUCUAUCCAUCCAUCGAUUUGUGACUCCAUUUGGCAUCAUCGGGCCCGUGGGAUUUGCUUUGUUUUGCCAGAGCAACUCCUGGUUGACAAAAAUAGUAACGUGCAGGCAGGCGCUGCCUUUUAUUGCCAUUUGUUUUGGCCCGUUCGCGAGUUUGACGUUGACAAAAAAACGUCAUUUGCAAAUUGGGCAAAGACAACUUUCUCUGGCGGCAGCUGCGCCGUCGCAUUUGCAGUCACAUUCGCAUUUGCCAAGUGACAGAGCCAUUGCAUAAAGCCAUAUAGAUAAACCAAAGGCAAGUCGUCGCCCACAUUCAUUAACAGCAUUCGCAUAAUUGGCUGAAGCAGAUACUUUUUCUGGGUUCAUCGAACCGCCGCAGCCAGCCAGACCCAAAAAAUGAAAAAAAAAAAAAAUCCAAAGCCUACUAUGUAGCCGAGAAACAAUCACAGGGCGCAGCAGCCUUACGUCUCAAUUUCCCAUCGCCACUUUGUCAAUAUCUAUAAUUAAAAUCAUUUGAGAACACACGCAAGCCAUGCGCCUGAUUAAUCAGAUUUUCGAAUGGCAGAAAGGCAAUAUUUAUACACGUUGUCAUGCUGAAAGCUUGAUUGAUGCAUUAAGCUUACUUAGCCAUAGUCGAUGCUGACGAGCGCCAAUUAAUAGCUGCUUAAACGGGAAAACUCUGCCUCAGCUAGUCAGCCAGCCAGUCAGCCAGCCAGCUUGUCCAUGUAAAAUUAUGGAAAAUCUGCGCAAAAGCCAGCGCUAAUUGAUGCAGGAAGCGCGACGGAAAAACGAGUUGCCAUCGCCUGUCAUAUAGAUUCGCUUCGUUUCGUUUCGGUGCGUCUUAAAUGGGUCAGGCGGUGAUUACCGCCUCCACUAACGCAUUUCAUAACUACACUUGGAAAGUAGAUUCCAAGUAUAUUCAAGCGGGGACAAGUUUUUUCUUUUAAUUAACUGUUUCAUUAUUGUACCAAAAUAAUAUUUG